This is a messenger RNA of Talaromyces proteolyticus, 966 nucleotides long. RefSeq lists its product as uncharacterized. The transcript has a single exon. Gene Ontology annotation, cellular component: P-body. The record is from RefSeq and is a predicted model, not a curated record. The coding region runs from base 1 to 966 and encodes 321 amino acids. Gene Ontology annotation, molecular function: enzyme activator activity; mRNA binding. NCBI's taxonomy places the organism in Eukaryota, Fungi, Ascomycota, Eurotiomycetes, Eurotiales, Trichocomaceae. Gene Ontology annotation, biological process: deadenylation-independent decapping of nuclear-transcribed mRNA; positive regulation of catalytic activity; deadenylation-dependent decapping of nuclear-transcribed mRNA.
AUGACCCCUCGCAAAGGCCGAGGCAGCCGGCCCAGCGAUUCUGCCAGCGCCACAAACACCAACUACGCCAACUACAAUUUGAACAACCAAUAUCUGCAACAAUACGCUGGCAUCGUCUCGCAAGCAUCUGAUUACGAGUCUGACAACCUAUAUUCAUUCUCUGAUACCCAGCAGCAACCCGCCGUGCCAGCCCCGCCGCCUGUCCGCUCCAACGAGGAGCUCAACAUCGCCGUCCUCCGUCGUCACAACCCCGCAAUCACCUCUAUUCUAUCCCUAGCCCCCUAUGUCGUGAUCUACUCGUUCAACCCCGAGUCGCAACAGUGGGAGAAGAACGGCGUGGAAGGGAGCAUGUUUGUUUGCCAAUUAGUGCAAGGGCUGUACGGCGAAGAACGAUACAGCGUAUUUGUCCUGAAUCGCCGCGGCCUCAACAAUUUCGACCUUCAUUUGACCGACGAAAACAACGUGGAGGUUACAGACGAGUUUGUUAUUCUGAAAUCCGACGACAAAAGUGGAUCCAAUGGAGGUGAUACCCCAGCGUCUCAUAUCUACGGCCUAUGGAUCUAUUCCGAGCCUCCACCAAACUCAACUGCAGAAACACGGAAACUGAAUGCGCAGGUUAUCAGAGAAUGCGCAAUCCACGCGGGGCAAAGUCUGCUUCUGGCGCGCGAACGGGUGGCGGCCGAGCAACGCAAUGGUCCUCAACAGCAACCACAGCAGCAAGUUCACGCGAGUGUGCCGAUGGGUCGAGAGAUUUCACUGAAAGAGCUGUUCGGCCAACCGAGUAUGCAAGAGGACGGCUUCCAUAACCCGAGGCUCGCGGCUCCAGCCGAGGAAAGGGUUUGGGGUGCUGGGCCAUCUGGACAACAAGUGCCAGUGGCCCAAUCCCUUCCUCAAGUGCAACCGGGCGGCGGCAACGUUUUGGGGGAUUUGUUUCGGAAAGCGGGUUUGGUGCAUCAGGGUCAAUGA